CGAUCGUCGAUACCCUCACGCUCUUAUUAAUGGACAGAACCAGUCUUACCGGCAACGUAGUCUACUGGUUACACCAAACCCCUCCUGCACCUAUGCUAAAUUAUCUUUCACCUCCCCGCCUCAGGUAAACUCACCUAGCAGGAUGAUAAUGACGGAAGGAGAAAAGUAAGAAGAAGAAGAAGAAGAAGAAAGUAGUCCGUAUCGGUGGUUUUGAACAAUGAGGACGCCCCUGAAAUGUCUUUUCUUGCUGUUGGGGACUUUUUCUGUCAUCAUUUGUGCCUUUUUAUUCUUUGAGUACAUCAGCGACCUGUCCGACAGUGAGCAGACAGCAGGUGGCAGCGAUGAAGUAGACUGGAGUCCCAUUUCUGCAGGUGAACAAGAUGAAGAGAUAGAAGCAGCUUGUUCUCUGAGGAAAGUGGUGGGGAACGAUACUUUUCUCAGAGGCAAGUUCAGGUUCUCUGAGUCGGUUCUUCAGUGGAGGAAAAGUUUGUCCAAACCUGACUGGGAAGAUCUGAGUAAACGAAAACCUCCGUAUGGCUGGAAGGGACUUCCUGUCCACGUUGUCAGGUCGACUCUCUCCCUUCUCAACAGCUCUCGUCUUUUUGAACGAGGAUUACCUGACAGGUGUGUUCGCUGCGCUGUGGUCGGAAACGGAGGAAUCCUCCGAGGGUCCCGACAAGGGAAGAACAUCGACAACCACGACUUUGUCUUCAGGUUGAACGGAGCCGUGAUCAAAGGUUUCGAAGAAGACGUGGGGACGAAGAUUUCCUUCUAUGGAUUCACUACUGACACCAUGAAGGGCGCCCUCAAACUAUACCGAAAAUACGGGUUCACCGAAAUCCCUCAGAAUCCGGAGGUCAAAUACAUCUUCAUCCCAUUAGAACUCAGAGAUUACCUGAUGCUGUCGGCUGCUCUUCAAGGUCGAACUGUCACCUCAGGCAGAGACAAAGGGGACAGGCCCUGGCAGUACUUUGGUCACAAACCAGCUGAAAACUUCAAGUUCCUCCACCCAGGUUUUAUUUACUACGUGACACACAGUUUCCUGCCGUCUCCUCUGCUGGACUACCCCAACACUCGGGAUGUUUACAUACCGAGCAGUGGAGCUUUGCUGUUGCUGACUGCCUUACACACCUGUGACCAGGUUUCUGCUUACGGCUUCAUGACCAACAACUACGAAGAGUUCCCCACUCAUUACUUUGACACCAUCAAGAGGCCUCCGCUCUUCUACUACACUCACGACAUGCAGAUGGAGAACGGGCUGUGGGAGUUGCUGCACCGGCGAAGGGUCAUCAGUUUGUACCACAGGAAGGGAGACAGUUGACGGAGAAGACCACACUCUGUAUGGAGAUCUCAAACAUUUCAAAUUUCUCACAUUUUUCUGGCAUGGAAACACAACACAAUACUUAUUUUCAUAAAAUGUUGAUAUAAUGUAAAGCUGUAAAAAGCAGCAUCCAAUGUUUAAUCAUUUUACCUUUAAUAUUUGACUAAAUACAAGCAUCAAGGAGCUUCAAUAAGGUGUUUUCCUUUUAGUUUUGAAGCCAUUUAAAGGAACUCUUAAUGGGGAAUUACAGGUCAAGGUCAUUGUGGCCCUAUCUGUCUAAUUCUUGUGAAUGCGAUAUCAAGACUGCCUUGAGAGAAUUUUUGCAAAUUUGGCCCAAAUGUUCCUUUGGAUUUAAGGAUGAACUGAUGAGAUGUUAUUGGACGAAGGUCAGAAGUCAGAGUCGCUGUAACUGUCUCAGAAACAGUUUAAUUGAUAUGUUAUUUCAGUUAUAAAUUUGUGAUGAUUUAAGUUUAGUCUUUUUUUUUAAGAUUAUUUUUUGGGGCAUUUUCCCUUUAUUGGUAGGACAGUCUGAGAUUGACAGGAAAGGUUGGAGAGAGAAAGGGGGAUGACAUGCAGCAUAGGGCCACAGGCCAGACUCGAACUCCGGCCGCUGCAGAAGCCUCAGACAUAUGGGGUGCACACUCUACUCCUUUUUCCCUGCAGUUCUUGAAUUGCUCUGCACCUUCACCAAAAAGAAAGAAAGGUAUGUGUGUAUAACCCCUCCUUUUUGCUAAUGUGCCUCACAUGGACAUUGUGCUGCAUAUUUGGUCAUUUUGUUUUCAAGACUAGAUUUAGAGUGAGUGGAAAAUGUUUGUUUUGUUAUGUAACUUUUACGUCUUUUAUUUUUGUUGUAGCUGUCACGGAGUAUGAAUGUGUUUAACAGUGUAUGAUGUGUUUGACAGGGUUUGACAGUGUUUGACGUUGUGUGACUGUUUGACGUUGUAUGAGUGUCUUUUAUGGUGUUUCACGGUGUUUUACAUGUAUGAUGGUGUUUUACAGAGUUUGCUGUUGUAUGACGGUGUUUGACGUUGUAUGACUGUGUUCGAUGGUGUAUGACUGUCUUUGAUGGUGUAAGACGGUGUUUGACAUUGUAUGAUGGUGUUUGACGUGUAUGACUGUGUUUUACGGUGUUUGACGUAUGAUGGUGAUUGACUGUGCAAGGCAGUGUUUGACGUUGUAUGACAUUGUAUGACUGACAGUGUAUGAUGGUGUUUGACAGCGUUUGACGGCGUAUGAUGGUGUUUGACGGUGUUUGACGGCGUUUGACGGUGUAUGAUGGUGUUUGACGGCGUUUGACGGUGUAUGAUGGUGUUUGACGGUGUUUUACGGUGUAUGAUGGUGUUUGACGGCAUUUGAUGGCGUAUGAUGGUGUUUGAUGGCGUUUGACGGUGUAUGAUGGUGUUUGACAGUGUUUGACAGUGUUUGACGGUGUAUGAUGGUGUUUGACAGCGUUUGACGGUGUAUGAUGGUGUUUAACAGCGUUUGACGGUGUAUGAUGGUGUUUGACAGUGUUGACAAUGUAUGACGUUGUAUAACUGUGUUUGACUGUGUUUGACUGUCAAGUAUCUGAGGAAACAAAGAAGGAGAGGAAAUACAUCUUCAAAAACAUCAGUAUGAAGUGUGGCCAUAAUUCUUUGAACUGGUGUAGCUACAGCCGCUGCGACCUCACAUCCAUCUUAUUCUUGUGAGUGUGCUAUCUAAAGAACACCGUGAGAGAAUUUCUUCGAAGGUCACUCUGACCUUGCGUCUGUUUCACUUCGCAGACGUGAUUUCUCCAGAAUGCCUGGAGGAAAUUUCUACAAAUCUGACACAAACGUCCACUUUGACUCAAGAAUGUACUGAUUACAAUUUGGUGGUCCAAGGUCAAAGGUCAAGGUCACUGUAAUAAUCUCACAAAAUAUGUUUUUGGUCAAAACUUGAGAAUUCACACACUAAUCAUGACAAAGCUCCUGACAAAUGUCUCAUGUCAAAUGACAUUUUAUAUUCAAAAGGGACACAUUGGGACUGAUACUGAAUUGUGACACUAAUCUUGGGUAUCCACCUUGACAUUGUGCUCACUAUAUAGAUCUGUGCUGCUGGGGGAAGAUGUGUGUGAAGCAUCCGUGUUUCCACAGACAUGGAGUUUCAUGUCAUUACAGUUUCAUUCUUAUUCAUUCAAUCUGAAUCUGUUUUACUGUUUGUUGUUGCCACUGAAUCAUUUCAUAAAGUUGAUGGUGUUUUUAAGGGACAGGGCAAUGUGAGGUACUGGAUGGGUCAGGGGAUUUGGGUUAUAAGCAGUACCUGCUCUCUUAUCUCAAUUGCAAUACUGGUUUGGUUCAAUAAAAAAAAAAAAAAAAAAAAAAA
This is a messenger RNA of Plectropomus leopardus (leopard coralgrouper), 3664 nucleotides long. RefSeq names its product alpha-N-acetylgalactosaminide alpha-2,6-sialyltransferase 2-like. The record is from RefSeq and is a predicted model, not a curated record. Gene Ontology annotation, molecular function: alpha-N-acetylgalactosaminide alpha-2,6-sialyltransferase activity. Gene Ontology annotation, biological process: protein O-linked glycosylation. NCBI's taxonomy places the organism in Eukaryota, Metazoa, Chordata, Actinopteri, Perciformes, Serranidae.